Molecule: messenger RNA, 919 nt
Organism: Pyrus x bretschneideri (Chinese white pear)
Lineage: Eukaryota; Viridiplantae; Streptophyta; Magnoliopsida; Rosales; Rosaceae
Product: auxin-responsive protein SAUR21-like
Exons: 1
Coding region: 405-710 (101 amino acids)
Biological process (GO): response to auxin
Source: RefSeq, a predicted model, not a curated record
AGCAUUUGAACAAAGUUCACAUGACUGUCUUUUGAUUCAGCACCAUGAUUCCUUGAUUGGGAAUGAGACUUUGUAUCAACCUAACAAUUCAAAAUAAAUGAUGGAAAUAGAAGUAGCUAAUUUGAUCCACAUAUUUUGCCCAAACGCUUGACGGGAAGACAAAACCAUGUGAUCACUCAUGAGCUCUUGUUCCCUUCUAUACCCCAUCCGGAUUGUCUUUGCCAUAAAUUUUCUUCAAUAGAGGAUAUUCUGCAAGGCUUGUCAACUACAUAUACCAUAUGAAUGCAUUGGUCCAAAUUAAGUCUACAAGAUCUCAAGUCCAAUUUCCUUGUUUCCCAAGUUCCCUGAGAUCUUCUUCAAGUUUUAUAAACGACUACUAGUCUUUCUACUCAAGAUUUACAACAAUGGGGUUCCGUCUUCCAGCUGUAAUCCCUGCUAAGAAACUUCUUCAGCGGUCUUUCUUGAAUUCAAGUCAAGGAGCUUCGAAUAAUUUAGCUGAUGUCCCAAAAGGUUAUUUUCCAGUUUAUGUUGGCGAGAGUGAGAAGCAGCAGUUCGUUGUUCCUAUAUCAUUCCUCAACCAGCCUGCAUUUGAAGACUUGCUAAGUGAGUCUGAAGAAGAAUUCGGAUUUGAUCACCCAAUGGGCGGUCUAACAAUUCCCUGCAGACAAGAUUCCUUUCUUGAUCUCAUUUCUGACUUGAGUGCACUGUGAGAUUGGAUAAUGGGCAACAAUUACAUGAACUCUGUGAUUGUUACAAUUUUGUACGUCAGACAAUUUCUGCGUCUUUUAUACAUUUUUUUUUUUUUCCGAUCAAGGAGGGAGAACUAUUGUCCCCCUGGAAUCUGAUUAUGUAAAUGGAGACUUUAGCUAGCGAUAUUCAUAGCUUCGUUUUUACAAUAUAGAAAAACAUCCCCUUUAUA